Cercopithifilaria johnstoni is the source of this 1317-nucleotide messenger RNA. The record is from the annotation of a GenBank genome assembly. NCBI's taxonomy places the organism in Eukaryota, Metazoa, Nematoda, Chromadorea, Rhabditida, Onchocercidae.
AUGCGCUUGAAAUCUAUGUAUUUGUCGCGCUUGUGUGAACGGAACUUCACUUGUUCCCGACUAGCAAAAACAAGCAAACUACAGUCUGCACCACCGCAAACUUUCGAACUUGAUGGAUUAUCAUUAUCUCCCGAUGAAAAGUGGAAUUUAUCGCCAGCUGUAUUGCGAACAUUGCAAAGGCGUUUGCUUUUCGAAGUUGAUAACCCACUUUGUUUGCUAAAACAACGCAUUGUCAAUUUUAUUUACGGAAAGUAUCAAGUGAAAGGUGGAAUGUCUCCUCAGUUUGCAGUGAUUGAUAAUCAGCCACGAGUAGUUUCUGUAUUUGAUAAUUUUGAUUCCUUGCUUGUACCUGCAAAUCAUAUCAGUCGGAGUGUUCAAGAUACUUACUACAUUAACAAAGACUAUUGCUUAAGAGCACAUACAUCGGCGCAUCAGCAUUCUUUGAUCAGACAAGGCCUGGACAACUUUCUUGUGAUCGGUGAUGUGUAUCGACGUGAUGCAAUUGAUAGCUUUCAUUUUCCAUGUUUCCAUCAGAUAGAAGGUGUGCGCUUGUUUACCGCUGCUGAAUUGUUUGGCGAUUCGCUGGAUCGAAAUCCGAAACCACUUUUUACGAAUGAUAGAAGAACUGAGAAAAAGCAGGGACGACAUACGACAGAUGUCGCAGAAUGCUUGAUUAAAGAUUUAAAGACAACUUUGGAGACUCUCUGCCAUCACAUAUUCGGCACUAAUUAUGACAUGAGAUGGAUUAAAGCAGAUUUUCCAUUCACAUAUCCAUCAUUUGAACUUGAAGUUUAUUAUGAAGAUAGAUGGAUAGAAGUUCUCGGUUGUGGUAUUAUGGAACAGGAUCUUUUGAGAAUGGCUGGCAUUGUGGAUAAAGUCGGUUGGGCGUUUGGCCUAGGCCUUGAAAGACUUGCUAUGGCUUUAUACGGGGUUCCGGAUAUUCGGUUAUUUUGGAGCCUCGAUUCAGGAUUUUUAACACAAUUUGCUGGAAAAUCUCCCAACGAAGAUUUUAAAUAUGUGCCUAUUAGUAUUCAUCCGCAAGUAUUCUAUGAUCUGUCAUUUUGGCUUCCAGAAGGUGUUGGUCCCAAGGAGAUGAAUGCUGAAACUUGUGAUUUAAUACGUUCUAUAGGUGAUCAGCUCAUUGAACAGGUUAAAAUAACCGAUACAUUCGAGCACCCAGAAACAAAGAGAAUAAGUCAAACCUAUCGUUUGGUAUACCGGAGCCAUGAAGAAGCUCUUACGAAAGAGACAGUGAAUAAAGUUCACUUUAAAAUCAGACAAAAAAUGGUUGAAAAUUAUGGUGUUGUAUUGCGGUGA